Lactuca sativa (garden lettuce) is the source of this 1218-nucleotide messenger RNA. RefSeq names its product cytosolic sulfotransferase 12. The record is from RefSeq and is a predicted model, not a curated record. Gene Ontology annotation, molecular function: sulfotransferase activity. NCBI's taxonomy places the organism in Eukaryota, Viridiplantae, Streptophyta, Magnoliopsida, Asterales, Asteraceae.
GACAAAACUCAAGCAUAUCAUUGAAAAAGAUUCCACGUGUUUUAUGCCGUUUAUGGUUUUGCGGAACACAUUUCGUUCAUAUAUAUAUGCCCUUUAAUUCCAUACGUUGAAGUCUGGGAAUUGAGGAUAAGCAAGUUAUCAUCUUCAUCAUGCAGAUAUCCAAGGCUCCAGUGCCCAAGUAUCUUAAAGAUGAUGAACUGACUCAGGAAUGUAAGGACUUACUUUCGUCCCUUCCUACAGAAAUGGGGUGGGUUGCUUCAACAUUUUACAAAUAUCAAGGUUUCUGGCAUCCUUGUCGGCAUUUGCAGGGAAUCCUAUCAUGUCAAAAACACUUUGAGGCUCAAGACAAAGAUACUCUUCUCGUUACAACUCCUAAAUCAGGGACUACUUGGUUAAAGGCGCUCUUGUUCACCCUAAUAAACCGUACCCAUUUCCAUCACUCCGCUCACAACCACCCAUUACAGUCAAACAGUCCCCAUGUACUCGUUCCUUUCUUGGAGGUGAAGCUGUUCCUCGAGCAUGAAAAUCCAGAUUUGUCAUCCUUCAAAUCUCCAAGACUCUUCUCCACUCACAUGCCAUAUGUAUCUCUACCAAAAUCCAUCCAUGAUUCUAAAUGCAAGCUCGUUUAUCUAUGUAGAGACCCCAAAGACACUUUGGUUUCUCUUUGGUUUUUCACAAACAAGUUGAGGCUCCAGGAAAUGGGGAGCCGUUCGCUUGAGGAAGCUUUUGAGUUGUUCUGCGGAGGAGUGAGCAUGUAUGGACCCUUUUGGGAUCAUGUGUUAGGUUACUGGGAGGAAAGCUUGAAGAAUCCAGAUAAAGUAUUUUUUCUGAAAUAUGAGGACAUGAAAGACGAACCAGUGGUACAUUUAAGGAAACUAGCUGAGUUCUUAGGGUGCCCAUUUUCCUCCGAAGAAGAGAAAGACGAGGUGUUGGAGGGUAUUGUUGAACUUUGUAGUUUUGAUAAUCUGAGUAAUCUGAAGGUGAACAAGGUAGGAAAGCUUCCAUCUGGCGAGGAUUACAGUGUAUUUUUCAGGAAAGGCGAAGUUGGUGACUGGAAAAACCAUCUGACCUCGGAAAUGGUGGAGCGUCUUGAUCGUAUCUGCAAAGAGAAGUUCGAAGGUUCAGGAUUAAGUUUUUAGCGUGUAUGAUUUUGUAUGUUCUUUUGUUAAUUAAUGGUUGUAUGAGUGCUCCAGUCGAAUGGUAUUUCAUACUUCGUUU